ACAACCGCGACCAUCUCAGAGAGGUUGCCCUGUGCUCCCACAGCCCAACAGCAGCCGGCACCAGGCUCUUCCUACAAGCCUCGGGAGGAGAGCAAGAAGCCAGUUUCAAUAUUGGGGGAGGAGGUGGGGCAAAUACUGACAUCCGCCCCUACACAUGUGAAUGGGGCCCGAGCUCCGUCUCCUACGAGGGAGAUGGGAGGGGCGCAUUCCUAUCUCUAAUAAAAUAGGCUGGUUCUUCUAAAGCGAAGUGCCCCUUCUAUCGAACUCCUCGCCCGCGUCCACCCUCAGCCCCGUUCGUUCCCACGAAGGAGAAGCAGCCUCUCCAGUGCCAGGAGAGACGUCCAGAGCUCUCAGGAGGUUCAAGCCCAAGCUCCUCCCUCCGCGGUGCAAAGUGAGCAAGACUGAAACACCCCCUCCUGAGAAUGAGGUGGUCAGGACCAAGCUCCGCCCACCUCUCAAAGUGAGUUGGACGGCCGCCUCCCCACUUUCGCGAAGAUAGACCUGUCCGAGCUCCGCCCCCUCUUCUCGUAGUGAAGGACUUGGAUGGACACAACCACUCCCUGCCGUUUCGCUCGCUCCUAAUAGUAGUUCGGGAUACCCCGCUUAGUCUCCACUCUACAGGGAAAGGGGAGGAGUUUAGGAGGAAGUCUGUGAUACGCUGUUGGGCGCACGCGGAAGGCGGGGCAGUCGCAUAAUGAUGACGCCCUACUCUUGGAUCCGUUAAAAAAGGCUGAGGGGGGCCGCCCCCCCAUCGAACCUCCCCAACGCUUCGCUAAUGGCGCAGCCUAGGUGCUGCCUAGUUUGCCUCGCGCUCCUUCCGUUGUUUUCCUAUCCGUGAGCCAAGGAACGAAGGAGCGCGCGCCCAGAGUGACGGCCAGAGCGCCGGUGCAGUACGCGUUGUGGGGACACUGAGGUGGCGGCGGCGGCGGCGGCGGCCCCCAAGAGAAGGGGUAGAGAGAAGGGACAGGCAGCGCGGAUUGCAGGAUGGCGGAGAGCAGCGCCGUGUCAGACCCUCAGCAUGCUACCCGGCUUCUCCGCGCUCUGAGCUCGUUCCGAGAGGAGGCCCGUUUCUGUGACGCGCACCUGGUGCUGGAGGGUGAAGAGAUCCCGGUGCAGAAGAACAUCCUGGCGGCCGCCUCGCCCUACAUCCGGACAAAAUUAAACUAUAAUCCUCCAAAAGACGAUGGGUCAACUUAUAAAAUUGAACUUGAAGGAAUAUCAGUAAUGGUCAUGCGAGAGAUUCUGGAUUACAUCUUCAGCGGACAGAUAAGGCUAAAUGAAGAUACAAUCCAAGAUGUUGUUCAAGCAGCAGAUUUGUUGCUGUUGACAGACCUGAAAACUCUCUGCUGCGAAUUUUUGGAAGGUUGUAUUGCUGCUGAGAACUGCAUUGGCAUUCGAGAUUUUGCACUGCAUUAUUGUUUGCAUCAUGUACAUUAUCUUGCUACGGAAUACCUGGAGACUCAUUUCCGAGAUGUCAGCAGCACUGAAGAGUUCUUAGAACUAAAUCCUCAAAAGUUGAAAGAAGUGAUUUCUCUUGAGAAGUUAAAUGUUGGGAAUGAAAGAUACGUAUUCGAAGCAGUUAUUCGAUGGAUAUCCCAUGAUUCAGAAAUAAGAAAGGUCCACAUGAAGGAUGUUAUGUCAGCUCUAUGGGUUUCAGGGUUAGACUCCAGUUAUUUACGCGAACAGAUGUUGAGUGAACCAUUAGUACGAGAGAUCGUCAAAGAAUGUAGCAAUAUACCCCUCAGCCAACCACAACAAGGAGAAGCAAUGCUAGCAUCUUUCAAACCCAGGGGUUAUUCUGAAUGCAUAGUAACUGUUGGUGGUGAAGAAAGAGUUUCAAGGAAACCAACAGCAGUGAUGCGUUGUAUGUGCCCUCUUUAUGACCCUAAUAGGCAACUUUGGAUUGAACUGGCCUCAUUAAGUGUUCCAAGACUUAACCAUGGAGUACUCUCAGCAGAAGGAUUUUUGUUUGUAUUUGGGGGCCAAGAUGAAAAUAAAAAGAUCCUGAGUUCAGGUGAAAAAUAUGAUCCAGAUUCUAAUUCAUGGAGUGCAUUGCCACCAAUGAAUGAGGCAAGACAGAAUUUUGGAAUUGUGGAGAUAGAUGGAAUGCUGUAUGUUUUGGGUGGUGAUGAUGGUGAAAAAGAGCUGAUUUCCAUGGAAUGCUAUGAUAUAUAUUCUAAAACCUGGACAAAACAGCCUGAUUUGACCAUGGUUAGAAAGAUUGGCUGCUAUGCAGCAAUGAAAAAGAAAAUCUAUGCAAUGGGGGGCGGAUCAUAUGGAAAACUUUUUGAAUCUGUGGAGUGUUACGAUCCUAGGACUCAGCAAUGGACUGCUAUUUGUCCAUUAAAAGAAAGCAGAUUUGGGGCCGUGGCAUGUGGAGUUGCCUUAGAACUCUAUGUAUUUGGUGGAGUCAGAACUCGUGAAGAAGGUCAAAACAAUGAGAUGGUGACAUGCAAAUCAGAAUUCUACCAUGAUGAAUUUAAAAGAUGGAUUUAUCUUACUGACCAGAAUUUAUGCAUCCCAGCAAGUUCCUCUUUUGUUUAUGGAGCUGUUCCUAUUGGGGCCAGUAUCUAUGUGAUUGGAGAUCUUGAUACAGGUACCAACUAUGACUAUGUUCGUGAGUUUAAAAGAAGCACAGGCACUUGGCAUCACACUAAACCACUCUUUCCAUCAGACCUUCGUCGCACUGGCUGUGCUGCCUUGAGAAUUGCAAAUUGCAAGCUUUUUCGACUGCAGCUUAAGCAAGGCCUAUUCCGCAUCCGUGUUCCUUCUCCUUGAAGGCUCUCUUGGAAGUGGAAUAGAAGCAAGAACCUGACAUCGUGCACCAGAACCUAGCUUUAGAUAAGGCAGAACAGAGAGAACAACUAAAACUUAACUCUCUACACUGUGAUUUGGUAUGGUAACUCUCGGGGGUUUGUAAUGCUUAAAAGCAUGAGUUUUAGCUCUGUUGGGGGAGAAAGUGACUAUUCCAAAACAACCUUAGGUGAAUGAAUGAACUUUUAUAGUCAAAAGCUUGUGGACUGAUGAAGAAUCAUCAGUACCAAGAAACAGAAGGGAAAUGGGACUUAUAGAAUGUUAAAACUAAAACUAAAAUAUUAAGGUGCAUUUUCCCCAAAGGGAACUCCUUUUUACUAAGUCUGCUAUAUUAAAGUAGGUGGCUUUGGUAUACAGAAAAUCUGUAUGUAAACCAAUGUCUCUAAGCAUACAACAAAUGCUUCUCUACAGCAGUCGUGCCCAGCUCUGCCCACCAACUUAAGGUCUGUGCUUAUGCCUGAGAGAGUGAAUGUGGACCCAGGUCUAUUGGUUACUAGUGCUAUCAGGAGAAUCUAUAAAUAUAUAUAUAUUUAAACAUAUAUAUAUUAUGAUCAGUUGCAACUAAGGUAAUAAUAGAAUUCUAUCCUUUUAAGCACUCUAUCUGAAUAGUGUAAACAUUCAGUAUAUACAUGAUUCAGGAGGCAGCCCUCAUGAAUUUAAAGAAGCUGCUGACUUCUCUCAUAUGCUGAGAAGACUUGAAAUUAUGCUCCAUUAUCUUCCUCUGAAUAUGAACCCAGAUCUUCUCCAUCCCCAUAGUAGAUACAUAUGGUUGGGUUCUUUCUCCUUUGCUUACUCAUUUUUAUUUAUUUAUUUUUGUUUUACUUAGUUUUUAGCAACUAUUAGUAUAAUCAGGUUCUAGUCCCAGCAUAUAGAGAAUGAUGCCCCAUGCCUCAGGUUCUUCUUACAAUUACUUUCUGAGGUCUGUCCCACAGAGCUUAACCAGGGGCUAUUCUCUCCUCUCCUAAACCAAGACUGGGGCCCAGAGCCAUGCUAUCUCACAAAUGAUCUUGCUCCCUAUGGUCCUUUCAGUGACUGCAAACUACAACUGUCCUCUCUGCCCUGGAAUGCAAACCAGUAACUCCUUUCUCCUACAAAUGCCCCAUAGCCAGGAAUAUCCUAACUCCUCUGCUAUUGCAUUCAUCAGGUGUAUGCUAGCUCUUUCUCCCCCACAGUGGCAGCCUAGCCUAGGAGGUAUCUUCAGCAAAGUUGUGCUUUGCUUCCCUUGACAAUGGAAGGUCCUUCAAUCUUCUCCUACUCAGUUGUCAUACCCCGACACUGUGAGAUGAAAGUUUCUAAAUGGGGAUGCCUCCCAAUCCCAGCUGCUCUCAGGACUUGUUAUUUGUUGAUUCCACAGAGUUGGCUUGGAGGUGUUUGCUUCUCACUCAGGCUGAACCUCCACCCCUGGAGGAUGUGUCUUUCCUGGGGGUCUUCUUAAGUUGUCUUAGGAAAACAACUGCUUUACCCUGACUUUUGUUUAUUUCUGCUGCUCUACAUUCUCUCCAUUCCCUCUGAGGAAAUGUUCUGUUUUGGGGGGGUUUUUUGUGGAGGAAGUUUGGAGAGCUGAAAGUUUUUUUUGACUUAUUCUGCUAUCUUCCCAGAAUCCUCUCAAAGACUUGAAAUUAUGAACAUCUUUUAUGUGAUUUUUAUUUCUGGGCUAACCUAUUUGGAGUUAUGAAGGAUCUUAGGAAAUAACCUUCUUCCAUCAUCAGUUAACCAAAACUCAUUGGUUUAAUAAGUCUGAAGAUUUUAAUAAGCAAGAAAAAUAUUGACAAAAAAGUUUUGUCAGAAAAACAAAAUGUAAGGCUGCUAGUUUUACUGUAAAGGAAACUGUCCAGGUAACAUAUCUUGGAUUUAAAAACAUGUUUUUAAGGAAAUCUUUAUUCUAAAGCACAUGAAAUCUUGUUUACUACUGUUUGAUUUGAACACUAUUUAGAAAGCAUUUUUGUCUAAUCAGUAGACUCUUUCCAAUAUUGUUCACCAAUAAGACUUCUUAAUCAAACUAUGGUAGUAUGAGUAAAGAUUGGCUGGUAGAAUAAACUACCUACCUCAACUUAAUUUUAUUUUGUCAGUAAUAUAACAAACUAAGCUUACAUAUCAUGGUUGGGGAAAAAACAAAUCCUCUUCCUUUUCUCUCCUUCCCUUCCUCAAAACCUCAACUCUUCCCUAGCAAAAAAGACUUCAUUUUAGCAGAACCUUUAUUUUAAAAUACUCUGUUUUUCACUCUUAACUCUUCAUAAUCUGAACUUUAUGCAAUAUCAAACUUUCUGGCCAGCUUGAUAUGCUUAGUUUUUAUUAAUUUUUUACUACUUAUUUUUCUUAGUAUAUAUGGUUGCAAAUUCUGCUAGUGUCAGAUCUAAUUAGCAGGAUCUAUCUCAACAUUUAAUAAAUGGUAAGCUUUGGUUAUAAGCAAGGGUUUCUUGUAGAAACUUUUUGUGUGGAAUAUUUAUAUGCUGUCAUCAUGCAUAUAAAAAAUUUUCCAUCAUGUUUAUCUACCAACUAGCAAAAAGUAAAAGGUGAUUGAUGUGCUUUUUUUUCCUCCUCUCAUGCCUGUCAGAAGAUAACACAGUUUUACUGAAAUGGAUUCAAGUAUAUGUACUUUCUGACCAGAUGUGCACUAUAAAGACUGUGCCAAAAGAAUCCUGAAGAAGGCUGUGUAUAGCACAGUAUCUUUCCCUUCUGGCCCUGAGAUGUUUGUGUGUGAAGUUACCAGGUUUUGUAUUUCACACUGGAAAUUUAUAUGCUGCACUAAAGCCAUUGGGCUGGCUUUGCUUGACAAUAAUGUUAGAUAAUUGUUUAAAUUAAACCAGGUUUUUUUCCUCUUGGUGUAUCCCAACACCAGUUGUUUUGUGCAAAUUUUCAUAAUGAUGUUAUCUUUUAAUCAAAGCAAGUCAACAAUGAAGACACAUUUCAAGUAAAGCCAAGAAGAUGCCACAGUGAAGGAAUAGAAAAUACUUUUAAAAUUAGGUACUAGUUACAGAAGAAAAAAAAAUCUCCAAAGAUGAUGUCCAGGCUGCAAUAUCUUGUGCCAGGUGCUUUCUCACCUAGAAUUGCAGUAUUUGGCAAAUGUUCAAAAUAAUAGCUGAGAUUUGUUUGAAAGGAGACUUUGGUAUCUUUGUUAAAGCCACUGUUUAUUUUAUGUAUGUGUGUGAUUUUUGUCAAAAUUUUAUAAUGCUUCUCCAAAUAAUGGUAGGAAUAUUAAUAGCAGCUCAUACUUGAGGGGAAGAAUCUCUUCAAAAAAGAAAAUUCACAGGAUUUUUUUUUUGGUUAAUAGAUUCCUACUUGAAAUAUUUCUAUACCUAUGUAAUUCGGUAAAUUAAUCUUAAUAAAAUGAUUUUUUAAAAAAUCAGCUUAUGAUGUAGCUACCCAAAUUAUAUAAUGUUUGUGAAAUAGACUUGCUAUAUGAUCAAGUAUGCAAUAACCAACAAAAGCUGCUAAGUGCCAAACUAUUAUUUUAAAUUGUAUAUGUUAUUUUAACUUUGUAUAUAAGUAUUACAAAAAUCUUAUGUUGAAGUGCAGGGAUGUAUUUAAUAUCAUCAUGUUCUAAAAUAAAUAGUGGAUUUUUUUUUUGUUUUAAAAUUAGAACUACUUCAGUAUUGGAAAAUAAUUUUAACUUAUUUUAUGCAGAUUUAUGUUCAAUACUCCACUUAUGCCUUGAAAUAACGAUAUAUUGUGAUGAAUGCAUUUUUCAAACUCCUUUUCAUUAGGGUACUUCUCCCAAUCAUGUAUAUAGUGAUUGGCAGCUGAUAAUAGGUCUUAAAAUUUUAAAUAUAAACACCUUCGGGUAAAAGUGCAAUUCAUAUUCACAAUCUCACCUAUAGGAGAGUUAUCUCAGGUUGUCAGAGCAAGUGGAAGUAUUAAAUGUCUCUCUUUUAUACUAUGGUA
Molecule: messenger RNA, 6696 nt
Organism: Antechinus flavipes (yellow-footed antechinus)
Lineage: Eukaryota; Metazoa; Chordata; Mammalia; Dasyuromorphia; Dasyuridae
Gene: GAN
Product: gigaxonin
Exons: 11
Coding region: 985-2778 (597 amino acids)
Biological process (GO): cytoskeleton organization
Molecular function (GO): protein binding
Source: RefSeq, a predicted model, not a curated record